Messenger RNA from Penicillium maclennaniae, 1503 nucleotides. RefSeq names its product putative cysteine synthase B. NCBI's taxonomy places the organism in Eukaryota, Fungi, Ascomycota, Eurotiomycetes, Eurotiales, Aspergillaceae. The transcript has 4 exons. Gene Ontology annotation, molecular function: cystathionine beta-synthase activity; cysteine synthase activity. The annotation marks the transcript as partial. The record is from RefSeq and is a predicted model, not a curated record. Gene Ontology annotation, cellular component: cytoplasm.
CCCUUCUUGAAGGUGUUGGGUUUGGUAAAAUUGACUGGUUUUGACCCUUCUACAACGCCCAACAUGAAUGAGCGCAAUGUUUACUUCGGCCCGGAUUCGUUGAAGAAGUACUUCAACCCGGAUAGCCAGCCACCAUUGCCACUUGUUGAGCUGCCGGAGCACCUGAAUCCCUAUUAUCAUGAUGGAAUUCGCAUUUAUGCCAAGAUGAUGACUAUGCAUCCGGCGAACAAUGUCAAGGCUAUGCCAGCGAUGAAUAUGCUCGAAUCGACCGUGGACCCCAAGAAGACAAAGACAAUCAUUGAGUACAGCUCAGGCUCAACAGUGAUCUCGAUGUCCAUGGUUGCGCGGGUUUCGCAUGGCCCUGAGCCCCUCGACAAGCGCGGCGGUAUCCAGAAUGCUCGAAGAAUGGCCGCGGACUCCGAUGAUAUUGUGAACCCAAACCAAUAUGAGAAUGACAAUAACUGGCAGUCGCACGUCCGGUGGACUGGUCCACAGAUCUUCAAGCAGCUACCAGAAAUCAAUGUUCUCUGUGCCGGUAUGGGCACCUCUGGCACUAUGACCGGCCUGGGAACGUACUUCAAGAGCGUCAAGCCGUCGGUGAUGAGACUUGGUGUCUGCACUGCCCCUGGAGAUCGAGUGCCUGGACCCCGCUCAUAUGCACUCAUGCGACCAGUUGAGUUCCCCUGGAGAGAAGCCGUGGAUAGCAUCGAGGAAGUGGGUUCUCAGCACUCGUACACUUUGUCUUUGAGAUUAUGUCGAGAGGGUCUGGUAUGUGGUCCAUCAUCCGGAUUCAACCUUCAAGGUCUGUUCCAAAUGCUGGAAAAACGGAAGAAUGCCGGCACACUCGGUGAUUUGGCAGGCCCCGACGGACUGACGCACUGCGUCUUCCUGUGCUGCGACCUUCCGUACCAGUACAUCGGCGAGUACUUCCAAAAACUCGGAGCCGAAGAAUUCCCUCCCAUCCGCAAUGAGCGGUUGACAAAGGUGGAUCUACACCGAUACGACGAGGCAUGGGAGCGGGACGCGCUCGAGGUGCUCCCGCAAGUGUACGGGUCGCCACGAUCCCUAGAACAUAGCCUGCUCAGCGAGAUCAGUCUCCGGCCGCAGCACCGAGUGAUUGAUCUACGGCGCGCAGAAGACUUUGGCGCAUGGAGCCUCCCUGAGUCGAUCAACCUACCGCUGAGCAGCCUGGGGCCACACACGCCCUCGCCGUUUUCAGAUCCGGCGGUGCUAGAAGCGCAGUGGGUGGAGCUGGAGAAGAUCUUCCAUGACGGUAGACUGGUGACGGAGCUUGGCUCGCAUCAUGUUUUGGUGGUUUGCUACGAUGGAGACACGGCCCGCGUGGCUACCAGCGUGCUCCGGGCGAAGGGACUCGAAGCGGACAGUGUGCGGGGCGGGCAUCAGGCCAUGAGUAUGUAUGGCAUCGGCAGCGAAGCCUCCAUGUCUUCCACCAAGUUUCCCAUUGCUGCGGCGGUGUCUGUCUCGGCAGUACCCCUUGACUGA